UUGAUCCGGAAGGUGCCCCAAGGACCAAGUGCGAGCAAGAUGAAAACGCGACUGCGGACAGCUGGCUGAGGAAGGUCCGAGUGCGAGAGAGCGACAGCGAGAGCGAAGGCACGGAAGCAGGGACGGCGGCGCGCAGCGGCAUGCCGGGCAGUCCGGCGGGCGGCCCGGCCGCGGCCGCCGGCCCCGGCGAGCAGCAGCAGCAGCAGCAGCCGCCGCCGCCGCGCCAGAGGAGCGCCGCCGACGAGUCGGACUGCGAGAGCGAGUGCAGCAGCGAGGUGCUGAGCGUGGGCAACGAGCCGCCGCCGCGGCUGGCCGAGCUGGAGCUCGCGCCCGCGGACGAGCCGGGAGCGGAACCGGAGCUGGAGCUGGGCGCCGAGGCCGCGCUCGGCGAGGCGGAGGCGGCGCGCAGUCCGCGCACGUCCUCGAGGACGCCGUCGCCGGCGAGCUCGGCACUGCCCUCGCCGUCGGCCUCGUCGCUGCGCUCGCCGGCCUCGUCCGCCUCGCCGGGCCGCGCCGAGUUCGCGCCCGCCAACUCGGAGCUCGCCUACCCGGUGGCGGCGCUGUCGCGGCCGCCCGCCGGCCACCAGGAGCUGGGCUACCCGGCGGCGCGCUUGCCGCUGGGCUUCGGCCUGGGCCUGCCGGCGGCCGCGCGGCUCUCGCUCUCGCCGCCCUCGGCCAUGACGGUCUCGGGGCUGGCGGUGCCCUGCACGCCGCUGCUCCACCCGGCGGCCCAGCACGCGCUCGGCCUGCCGCAGCCGCAGCCGCAGCCGCAGCCGCAGCAGCAGCAGUCGCAGCAGCAGCACCGGCUCUCCGUCGACAAGCUGCUGCGCCGCGACUCGCCGGAGCACCAGCGACACUCUCUCGGCCCGCAGCUGCACCUGCUGCAGCCGCUGCCCGGCGCGCAGCAACAGCUCCAGCAGCAGCAACAGCAGCAGCAGCAGCAGCAGCUGGCGAUGCUGGCCAACGGCUCGGGCCGCAGCAACGGCCAGCAGCCCAGCAACAGCAGCAACGCCAACGACAACAGCAGCCUGCAGCAGCAGGCGAGCCUCAAGUUCAGCAUCGACAACAUCCUCAAGGCGGACUUCGGCAGGCGGAUCACCGACCCGAUCUCGCUGAAGAAGUCGCGUCCGCGCAAGCUCGUCGCUCGGCAGCCGAUCGACCUCAGCAAAGACUUUGUGGAGAGCUCGUCCGAGGGCUCCGAGCGGGGCUCCGAGAGCUCCACGAGAAACGUGUCGCCUAGUCUGCCGGCGAGCAGCCCCGCACCCAGCUCGGCCGCCACCCCGAGCGUCGCCGGCGCGGCCGCCAACGAGUCCAAGCUCAUACAGUGGCCGGCCUGGGUCUACUGCACCAGGUACUCGGACAGACCCUCCUCCG
This is a messenger RNA of Phymastichus coffea, 1374 nucleotides long. RefSeq names its product protein couch potato-like. Gene Ontology annotation, cellular component: nucleus. Gene Ontology annotation, molecular function: DNA-binding transcription factor activity, RNA polymerase II-specific; RNA polymerase II cis-regulatory region sequence-specific DNA binding. The annotation marks the transcript as partial. Gene Ontology annotation, biological process: neuron differentiation; regulation of transcription by RNA polymerase II. NCBI's taxonomy places the organism in Eukaryota, Metazoa, Arthropoda, Insecta, Hymenoptera, Eulophidae. The record is from RefSeq and is a predicted model, not a curated record. The transcript has a single exon.